AUGGAUUAAACAAAUAUUGUCCUUUUUCACUUUAAAACUCUUUAAACGAAUUUUAAAUAUGAAUUCUACGAGAGCUUUGACAAUAUCGCAAUCACUUACAGUCAACAGGGUAACGGGAUACGAUCAAUGUGUUAGGCCCGGAGGAGGAGCGUAAUUUGUAAUGGACGAGAGAAAACCAGCAGGAUCCAGGAUAGCACCAUACCCACAAAGACCAAACGCUACACCGGCGCGUCCCAAACCCCCUGGGUGUCUGGACUGUCUCAGGACCCGCCUUCAUCUAUUGCCCAUCAUUACAUUUACAUGGCUGGCCAUAACCGUCUGUUUAUCAUAUACUUUAUCUGCUAUCAGGAAAGAUACAGAGGCAGAUUUUCCAUACAUCAGUAAGACAGCGAACAAUGACCCACAGAGGGCGAUUUUUGCUCAAAUGGUGACCAUUGGCUCAGUUUUAUAUGGUAUGUGUUGCGUACUGAGGUACCUCUCCCUCAAAGUGGACCUCGUCUCCUGCUCCGUCCCAAAAACCUAUCACUGGCUGAAUAUUGUCUGUCUGUGUGUAGGCCUGCUGGUCAGCUUAGGAAACACAUUACUGGGAAACUUUCCAACAGAUGGUUACAACAGCUAUUUCAAGGGCCCUCACUAUGUCGGAGCUGCAAUGGCGUUUGUUGGCGGCGUAGUGUACGGCUGGAUACAGACAAGGUUGUCAUGGUUACUGGACUCUAAACAAAGAAGAACAAGCAGGAUACAGUUGGUACUCAUGAUCUGGACUACAGUGGCCCUCUUGACAUUCGGGAUAUCAAAAGUAGUGUAUGAGGUACAGAAGUCUAAAGGCUACGGAUCAAAAGAGGACUCCUUACGUGACGUGUACUUGGCAUCCACCAUAACGGAGUGGAUCCUGGCUUUCUGCAUCGCUGGCUUUCCUAUGACCUUUAUACGGGACUUCAAGGCUUCGACUCUGAAGAGUCCCAGAAUAGUCAGGCGUGACUGUACAAAACAAUUCCAUUAUGGAGAUGGUAAAAGAGAAGAGAAAGAUGCAAUCUAUUAAUAAAACGAUAUAAGUAUAGAUAAGGAUCACUAGUCUACCAUUAAUCGUUAGUCUUCCAUUACAUGUAUGUGUGUUUAAUCGUCAGUCUACACAAUGCUUGCUAGUCUACACCAAGAUCGUCAGUCAUCAAGAAUGGUAUAAAUGAAGGGCUCC
Molecule: messenger RNA, 1192 nt
Organism: Saccostrea cuccullata (small rock oyster)
Lineage: Eukaryota; Metazoa; Mollusca; Bivalvia; Ostreida; Ostreidae
Product: DNA damage-regulated autophagy modulator protein 2-like
Exons: 9
Coding region: 161-1039 (292 amino acids)
Source: RefSeq, a predicted model, not a curated record